Papaver somniferum (opium poppy) is the source of this 791-nucleotide messenger RNA. RefSeq names its product EG45-like domain containing protein. The coding region runs from base 186 to 611 and encodes 141 amino acids. The record is from RefSeq and is a predicted model, not a curated record. Lineage: Eukaryota; Viridiplantae; Streptophyta; Magnoliopsida; Ranunculales; Papaveraceae. The transcript has 3 exons.
UAUUAUUAUUCAUCAUUAAUUAUUCCAAAAUACUCAACUUAUCCAUUAUACUCAACCGUUUGUACUGGUACAAAAGAUUUCCAAUCAUUGACUAGUCGUACACAUAAAGUAUUCUUCCACUAUAACGUGGGGAAAGGUCAUGAUUUUUUUAACAACCCGAUCAUCCUACCAGUUGUGGUUGUACCAUGACGAAAUCUCACCACCACCACCACCUUCUCCACUUCCUCUUUAUCAUCACAAACUUCUUUGAUUUCUCCGGUGCUGAUGUCGGAACUGCAACCAGAUACAGUCCCCCAUAUCUACCUACAGCUUGUUACAGUACUGACGUGAGUCAGUUUCCAGCGAAUAAUCAAUUUGCAUCCGCUGGUGAAGGCAUUUGGGAUAACGGAGCUUCAUGUGGAAGACAAUAUCUUGUGAGAUGUAUAAGUGCUUCAGUGCAAGGAGUUUGUAUACUUGGUGUUACUAUUGCGGUUACUAUUGUUGACCGAGGAGUUAGUUCGGUUUCAUAUCCAGUUGUUGCAAAUACAACGAUGACUCUAUCCGCUGCUACGUUCGCCAUGAUUGCGGAUGCAUCUGCUUCUGAAAUUAACAUAGAAUUCCAACAGAUUUAAUCUGAAAAUGGUGCCAUGAAAAAGAGAAGAAGUGUUUGGGUUGCAUUGUAUGUAAAGUUGUAACAGAAAAACUUCAGAAUCAAAUCAAGAACAAUUCUUUCGCUUCAUUUCAACUCUUAAGUCCCUUUGAACUUGGUGUAAUAUGGAAGUACAAGAUCUCAAUAAAAUAAUAAUUCAAAA